Messenger RNA from Ruditapes philippinarum (Manila clam), 458 nucleotides. RefSeq lists its product as uncharacterized. The transcript has 2 exons. Lineage: Eukaryota; Metazoa; Mollusca; Bivalvia; Venerida; Veneridae. The record is from RefSeq and is a predicted model, not a curated record. The annotation marks the transcript as partial.
AUUUUCAAAGGACAAAAAAGGUCAUAAGUUAGAGACAAAGUCACCUGGAACACAUUCUGAUAUCGUGACACCUCCUCAGUCGUUGAAUUUGAGCGAUUCUGUUCACGUUGAUUUAGGCGAUACGUCUUCGCCUGCGGUAAUGGAGAAGACAAUAGUGGACGAGAUUAAAGAGGAGACACCGCACUGUUGGAGAACAUUAUAUCAUCUGUUACAAUUGUACUCCACCAUGCCGGAAACUAAAAAAGUUGAUAGGAAAGCUACUGGACAACCGUUACCUGUGAUUGAAGAAGAGCAGUCAGACAAGGCAAACAUGAGUACACCUUCGGGAAGUGUGAAAACAAGGAUUGAUCUAGCUGCGGAGGAAGAAGCUGGUCUAGGAACAGGAACAAGUAGCAGUGGAGAAUAUGAAAACACACCAUUAGCCAGGUCUACAUUUAGUAGAACAAGGUUCAAACAAA